Messenger RNA from Blepharisma stoltei, 570 nucleotides. Lineage: Eukaryota; Ciliophora; Heterotrichea; Heterotrichida; Blepharismidae. The record is from the annotation of a GenBank genome assembly.
AUGAUCCAAGAGCAGAGGCUGCUUCAAUUUGAUCUUACAAAAGCCAAUUGGGAAGACCCCAGCGUAAAGUCUCAAAAAAUAGCUGGAAAUGUUGUGUUUGAAAAUUCGGUUCAAAAUUUUUUUUUAAUUUUUUUUUUUUAAUUUUUUUAAAAAAAUAUUUUUUUAAUUUUUUUAAAAAAUUCUAUCGAUGGAGGGAUUCAGUAUGAUGAUCCACCUCAAAGAAGUCCUGGUAAGACUGUUAAUGAUAGCUUUAAAUCUUAUGAUAUGAAUGAGAGCUUUGCCAGCAUAAGAGAACCAUCAGUGCUAAUUCAAGAAUAUCCUCAGCUGCCAACAAUUAAUGAGCUUGAACAGUUAGAAGAUCAAAAGAAGAGCCUUUCUAACAGAAGCACAGAGCUGACCAAACAAAUUGACAAGCUUGAAAGAGAUAUUGAAAAUGCAAAUCAUAAAUUAAAAUUCGCCCAAGAGACUGAGCUGUUUUAUAGCCCAACUGGAGAAGGACAAUGCACAAUUAAACAUCUCUUUAUUACACUUAUUAUUGGGUUUAUAAUUGGCUAUGUGUUUUUGGGAUAA